This is a messenger RNA of Carya illinoinensis, 5095 nucleotides long. RefSeq names its product protein FAR-RED IMPAIRED RESPONSE 1-like. Lineage: Eukaryota; Viridiplantae; Streptophyta; Magnoliopsida; Fagales; Juglandaceae. Gene Ontology annotation, molecular function: zinc ion binding. The transcript has 5 exons. The record is from RefSeq and is a predicted model, not a curated record. The coding region runs from base 1290 to 2342 and encodes 350 amino acids.
AGUUGUAAAAAUCAUCUUGCCGAAAAGGUAAUUGCUUUCACAUUAUUUGUUUUAUUGUUCAGUUAAAAAAAAUGUAGCUUUUCAUCAUUUUUCCUGAAGAUAAACGGGAUGAGCAUUUCUGUAUCCUCCAUUGACUAGAAAUCUGUAAACUCUCGAAGAAUGCAUGCAGUACUGCACAUGUAUUGUUUAGUUAUUGUGGAAAAAUUAUGCUAGGCUCAGGUUGGGUAUCUAAUGACAGCCACGGUCUCGAAACCUUAGUAAAUUAGUUGCCAUAAAUAAUAAACUGAUAGAAAAUAGUGAAUUUAAUCAUGUUAAACAUUCUAACUUGUAUCCUCACGUUAUACAUUCAAACACUCUUCACGUGUGAGAUCAGACUCUAGAAUGGAAUGAGGAUUUCAAACUUGGGUCAAACUGUCCAUUAUUAUAACAAUUUACCAGUCAUCUCAAAUGCCUAAAUUUGAGAUAGGAAAGAGUUAAUUUAAUUGAUAACCCAUAUUCAAAGUAAAGUCAGGAGAAAGUAUGUCCGUUGUAAAAUUUGGGAGAAUAAAAAUUUUCAUUUUGUUAUCUUGUUUGCUUUCUUUUAUGUGCGUGAUUUACGUGAAGAACAAUGUCAUGGACCCUGUUGUGUGGAGCUUAUUUGAGACAAUCUGAGAUGCCUGAAGUCGUGUACUUAAGCCCUUCUAUUUUUUUCCUGCUAUAUGUCAGUGGUUUAUGCAAAGAUCAGCAUGCAUGUUGCUAACAUCGAGUCAUUGACUAUUUAAAACAAGGGUUAAGAUAUAUUAUUUGGGUGCUUUUAACCUUUUCUUAAAUAGACUUAGUAAUGUGGGAAAAAUACGGAUAUGAUGAAUGAACGAAAGGAGCUAAAAGUAGUCAUAAAAGAUAUAACCUGAGGGAAGAAAACACCAAUAUAUCAAAUGAGGGAAUAACGAAAGGAGCAAAGAUUUUUGACUUGAUAGACUGGAAUAUCCCUAGAACAUUUUCUUUAAGUUAUACUGGUCUGCAAGUAAGAUAUCUUCUUUUUUCUGUAUUCCAGCACAUGCAUCACGUAAAGCACUAAGUACAGCUAGAGGGAUUGUUUAAGUUUUUGUGGCAACCAUCUAUAGUAGAUAUUGAAGUGAAACUCUAGCCAUUACCGUGUUAUGGUUUGUAGCAGAAUAUGCACAGGAAAACCUUCAGUCUAAAUCAAUAUGACUUUAUAUCUGGGUUAAUUCUGGAUUUGUUUUAAAUUAUAUAUUUGAUUUGUUUUGAUGGUGUAAGAGAUUUUAGCUUGGUUCUAAAAUAUUUUGCAGAUGGAUAAAGGUAAGGAGCAUGCAUCUCCUAUAACAUCUCCUACCGCAGAGCUAUCAGCAAAUCCAUCAACCCAGGUGAUACCAAGACCAUUUUAUCCAUUUGGAUCAAUGCCGCCUACUGCAAAUCCAUCAACCAAUCUAGCAACCCAGGUGAUACCAAUACCAUUUUAUCCGGAUUUAACAAAUGUGAUGCAUGGUUGCCAUCCACCAAUGCCACAUGCAUGGUAUCCACCAUUUGUUCCUCGGCCUGAUGCCAACCCAUCUACAUGGACUAAUGAGGGAAAUCCGUUGUCCCCAUUUCAGUCAUCAGUUAACCCUUCGAUGGAAGUACACUCCGCUAGUUCAAGCCAUGUGGAUGAAAUUCAAGAGAUCACACCUGACUCUACUCCCUCCGGUCAAUAUACUGUUGAAUCAAAUGAGAAGAUUGGGUCUGGGCCACAAUCUUCCGGGCAUACUGAAGGGGCUGAUAUCAUUCAGGCGCCGAAGGUCGGGAUGGUGUUUAAAGAUGAAGAGGAGUUAAAUUGUUAUUAUAAAAGAUAUGGGCAGGAAUGUGGUUUUGGGAUAAUGACACAAAGGAGUCAUAGGUUUGAGGAUGGGAGCAUCAAAUAUGUCACAUUGGGUUGUGCUCGUGGUGGGAAGGCACGAAACCGAACGUCAAAUGUCGCAAAGCCACGUCCGACAUCAAAGACAGACUGUAAAGCAAGGAUAAAUGCUAUGUUCAUUGAUGGGGUGUUGAAGGUGUCAACUGUUAAUAAUUCUCAUAAUCAUGGCCUCAGUCCACAAAAGGCAAGGUUCUUCCGCUGCAAUAGAGAAGUAAGCGAGUCUGUUAAAAGAGUGUUAGAUACAAAUGAUCAGGCUGGGAUCAGAAUGAACAAGAGUUUUGCCGCUCUUGUGCAAGAAGCAGGUGGGUUUGAGAACUUGCCAUUCAAUGAAAAAGACUGUCGUAAUUACAUUCAUAAGGCACACCACCUUCGACUUGGGAAAGGUGGCGCUGGAGCCCUCCGUGAGUAUUUUGCCCGGAUGCAAUACAAGAAUGAUGGUUUUUUUCACUAAUAGAUAUGGAUGAUGACGGGCGGUUGAGGAAUGUGUUCUGGGCAGAUGCAAGAAGUAGGGCAUCAUACAAAUAUUUUGGAGAUGUCAUUACAUUCGACACCACAUAUUUGACAAACAGAUAUGGAAUGCCGUUUGCCCCGUUUGUUGGUGUAAACCACCAUGGCCAGUCAAUUCUUUUGGGGGCAGGCUUGAUUUCUAGUGAGGAUACAGAGACUUUCACCUGGUUGUUUCAAACGUGGUUGAAUUGUAUGGAUGGUGACGCUCCAAAGGCUAUUAUCACUGAUCAAGAUAGGGCCAUGAAAAAUGCAAUUGCGCUUGUCUUUCCAAAUAGUCGGCACAGAUUUUGUUUAUGGCACAUAUUGAAAAAAUUACCUGAGAAGUUAGGUUCACAUGGUGCUUACAAAACUGGGUUGAAAAGUCAGUUGUUAAAUUGUGUGUAUGACUCGCACACAACAGAGGAGUUUGAGAGAUCUUGGGCAGUGAUAAUUGAGACGUACAACUUGCAGGAGAAUGCUUGGUUGCAGAGUUUAUACGUUGAGCGUAUGUAUUGGGCACCCGUAUUCAUGAAAGAAGUAUUUUGGGCUGGAAUGAGUACAACCCAACGAAGCGAAAGCAUGAAUGCUUUUUUUGAUGGGUAUGUGCAUGCUAAGACAAACUUAAAAGAAUUUGUUGAUCAAUUCGAUAAUGCAUUGAGGAAGAAGAUUGAGAAUGAAAAUGCAGCGGACUUCCACUCCUUCAACACCGCUAUUCCAGUCAUCUCUCCCUCUCCACUUGAGAAGACAUUUCAAAACAUAUACACUUGCAAUAAAUUUAGGAAAGUCCAGAAAGAAGUGAUGGGGAUGCUUGCAAGUCUUCCAACUCUACACCGGAAGGAUGGUGUAAUUGCUACGUACCAUGUAGAAGAUGAGGUGGAUAUUGAUGAUUUCAUCAAAGAGGUGACCCAUACGGUGUAUUUUAAUGAGGUCGAAUGCGAGGUGAAGUGUUCAUGUGCCUUGUUCGAGAUGAGAGGCAUAUUGUGUAGGCAUGUAUUAGGCAUUAUGAGACUUAACAAAAUCCGUUCGGUGCCGGAAAAGUACAUAUUAGAUCGAUGGAGGAAAGACAUAAAAAAGACAUACACCCUUAUCCGAAGUAGUUAUGACAUAGUUGAUGAGAGGCCAGAAGUGAGUAGAUAUUCACGUAUCAUCAAGAGAUGUUAUCAGGUCGCCACUAAUGCAGCUUCAUCUGAUGAGCAUACUGAGGAUAUGCUAGCUAAGUUAGAUGCAAUGAACUUAGGCUACUUGAAUAAGGGUGCAUCUCAUCAAACUUGUUCGAACGUUGCAGUUACACUUGCCGCUACAACCACAACUGAGAGUUCGAAGAAAGUACUGAGUCCCCUUGUAGUGAGAGGUAAAGGUAGACCGCCAUCUCUGAGGAAGAAAUCAAUGAUUGAGAGAGUCAAGCCCACGACGAAGAAGUCUACUCAAAAAGGAAAACGUAAACAGCCGCAUGGAAGAGAAGGCGAAGUUGUUGGAACGUGUCGGAAUUUAUUUGGACAACCAGUUAUUGGGACACAACAAAGUGUAGCCGUUCAGGUUACAUACGGGUUUUUAUUAUUUAUAUUGUGUUUUUUGGGCUAGGAAAAAUGAGUUUGCAUAGCAGUUUUUGUUUGUUGAUCUAAUAUUUUGGAUGUAUUGUUAGCCGCCUCAAAACACUACCGACGACAUACCCUUUAGUUCCACUGAGUUUGGUGUUGCAAUGAUUGAGACUCAAGAAAGUGUAAACCAUCUUGUUUAACUUGGUCUUUACUCUAGCCGUCCCAUGUUUUAUGGCACUUUUUGGUUUUAUUUUUAACAGUUAUGGUUUUCCCGUCACAGAUACCUAUUGAAGUGGAUGGAACCCAGCUUGAUAGCUUGCCACAGACACAAUAGUGGCUGUAAGUCAGUAAGUUAGAUAGACAAAUAUUUAAGUUUGAUAGAGCCAUUUUGUUGUAUUGCAUAAAUAUGGGCUUAUUUUGAUAUCUAUUGCAUAAAUAUGGGCUUAUUUUGAUCUAUAUAAGAGUUGGGAGGAUAACAUUGAUCCCGUUCACCUCUUGAGGCUGUAAGUCAGUAAGUUUUGGUCUUUACCUCCAAAUUAUCACAACUGCCUAAUAGAUAUGGCUUCAGUCAAUUCUUUUGCUUAUGUCAUUGCUUGCUUUCCUAUGUUCAUACAAAGUAGUUCUUGAUCUAAAAAAACAAACCAUUAAUAUUUUAUGAAAAGUCAUUUUAUGGUUUUUUGCUUAUGCUAUCAGGUAUGGUUUAUAUAGUUUAUUUCGUGCUUGAAAUAGCUUUCAGACUAUUUGUGUCUAUUUGUUGUGUGCUGUGAUUUCAGACUAGAUUUUUGGUAGAUUCAUGGCACUUUUGUACAAAAAUAGGAAGAUUAAGAGAUUACUUGGCUUGCUUUUUGGAUCCAGUCAAGCAAGAGAUGGGUAUAUAAAAGCAGAUCAAUUCCAGUGAUUUUGUUGGAGAAAUCCUUUAUUUGCUUAUGUAAUUAUUAGUUGCAAAGGAUAUUGAGAGCUGUUUCUGCAGAGGAAUUUGGAGUUUGUUGGCUACGGCAUUGGGUAGCUGUUGUAGUUAUUAAAUUAUGGACAACUGAACUAUUAAAUUUUGAUAUGUAAAUAUAUAAGAUCAGCUUGCAGGAGUUUGCCCGGAUGCAUGUGUUUUUUUUGCUGCUGCUGCAGAAUUUUUUGUUUGUUGGCUACGGCUGUAAGUCAGUAAGCUUGCAGGAGUUUGCCCGGA